UGAUUGGCAAUUUUCUACAUCUCUUGGAAACCCAGAACAAUUACCCUACCUUCUCGAAGGAGAUAUGGUACUGAGCGUCGAACAAAUUCAAUUACUUGUCGCUGACUUUCGUUCACAAUUAUCCAAAAUAGAAUAUUGUCAAGCAAAUAAUUGUAAUGAAAGAAAGAAGCGAAUUUUAACGUCAGAUUUAAGCCGUCGUUGGAAGGAGUUCCCAAUUCCUUUUAUUAUCCAACCAGACGUUAAUCGCCAAGCUAUACUCGAAGGAAUUGAAAAUUGGGAAAGAACUACUUGCAUUACUUUUGAAGAAAAAGAAGAAUUGCCUUCUGAUUCGUCUGGUUUAAAUUUUGUUUUUGGAGAGGGUUGUUUUUCAAAUGUUGGAAUGGUUAAAGGACGUAAUCAAAGAAUUGGGAUUGGAAGGAAUUGUGAUAAUCCGUUUGUGGUUAGCCAUGAAAUAGGUGGAAAAGAAUUUUAUAUACAAACGGGCCUCAUUAUAUGA
Meloidogyne enterolobii is the source of this 496-nucleotide messenger RNA. Lineage: Eukaryota; Metazoa; Nematoda; Chromadorea; Rhabditida; Meloidogynidae. The record is from the annotation of a GenBank genome assembly.